Molecule: messenger RNA, 864 nt
Organism: Postia placenta MAD-698-R-SB12
Lineage: Eukaryota; Fungi; Basidiomycota; Agaricomycetes; Polyporales; Adustoporiaceae
Exons: 6
Source: RefSeq, a predicted model, not a curated record
ACAGAGCUUGGUGAGCUCCACCUGUGCCGCGGCAGCAUCGUUGAGGUUGCCGAAACGGGCUCUGAACGCUGUGAGGAAGGCCGUUUCGUUGGCAAAGGGCGUUGUCACUCCCUGAGUCCCAGUAUGGACAGCGGCGAGCUGGGUGAAAAUGGGAGUGGCCCAGGCUCAUGCAUCACCAUCAAGGAGGCUAAGGGCAACUUGGACCUUCAGCUUGAUGGUGGAGAGGGUCGUGUUAACCGCCCAGUAGAUGAGCAACUGGGAGAUGAAGCAGUUGCAUUCGACGACCGUUUUUCCAUCGGGUGGCGGCGGAAGAAGACAUUACCGGCGACGAGGGGGACAAAGGACUGCCCGUGGACGAAGGCGACUGUUGUGACUGUCCACCGGGCAAACUUCGCGAGGAAUGAGUGCUCGGGCGGCCUCAUGGCGGAGACGGCGGUGAAGGUGCCGGAGGAAGUUUGGAGGCGGGGUUACAUAUGUCAGGGACUGCUGACAUGGAGGCGAGUGCUGUCGGCAAGGCGGGCCGAGCAGGAUCCGUCAGUAUUCCCCAGUCGCUUGACCUCAAGUCGCGACACUCCUCAGGCUCAGGCUCUGGUGCAGGGUCUGGAGGGAGAUCUCCUCGCGCUUGACUGGGACCGGCGACAGUUUGGGGAAGUUGGGGCACGGCUGCUGCUCGCAACGGUAAAUGACAGUCUCAGGGCCAUCUGGGAUGUAAACGUCGACGAGGUCCUGAGAGUCGAAGGUGUGAACCUGGCCUUGAUAGGCAGCCACGAUGGAUGGGGGGAGGACGGGGAGCUUACACCUACGGCGCCCGAAGUAACGCUAGGGUUCGCGAUUCACGUGGGGCCCAGUACUGCUUUUGGCUAG